UCCGUCUUUAACAAUGCGCGAGUACGUCGAACCAAUGAAUUGAUAAACGACGAAUCAACAAGAUGAUCUUUUAUCUACUGAAAACAUGUACUAGGAUAUUACCAUUUGAAGCAGUCCUUUGCAGCUUCAUAUUACGUGUGUGGACGGUAGACUUUCGAUUUUGCUACUGCUGCUUCUGAGAAGCGUCGGAAGCCUUUGCUCUAGAUAUGGCUGCAGCGCGCUGUGCCGUCUUCAUCGUAUAACUGUUUGUUAAAGGAGAGCUGGGAAUAUCGGAAGAUAAUCGACCACCAAAGUAACUUGUGUCUGAUUGUAUCCUAUGCGUGCUCGAACACGCCUAUAAACGUACAGCGCCCAACUUUAAGCACUGAUUGAAAACAAAAAUAGACAACUGGCUCAACUCGAAUCCAAGUUCUGUAGAAAUAAUAACAUGACAGUGACUAUAAGCUGACUAGAUUAAACGAAUGGGUAUUUGGAACAGUCUGUUGAAGACAUCGACUUUGAAGAUGCUACUUCACAACGCAACAAGGAACAACUUCUACUAUCGAGGCUAUGAUUCCAGGCAAGAGAUUGACCUUCUCGUAGAUCGAUUCCAAAAGGCAUCUGUGCGUCGCAAGGAAAAGGAGUAUGAGAUGCGGAAAAAGAAAAAACGGUCAGGCACACCUCAGCAAAAAGAACCGCAAGGGUCAUUUCAGUUGCAGAAAGUCUACGAGGAUAGUUCUGAAUCUCAGAUUUGCCAAGGACCCACGUUACGUUUCAUGAAGAAGGUAUUCUUAUCAUCAGCGGUUAAAGUGUCGGGUCGGACCGAACAGCAACUUCCGUCAUAUCUGGAAGAUGAGUUUAUCUUGAAGUGUCUUGUUUGGCACAAUAUCUUCCGGUCGCGUCAUCAAGCGGCCGCUUUACGUCUCAGUUUUCCGUUGUGCCAUGAAGCUCAAAGGCUAGCUAACGAAAUCGCCCAUACAGAUCGUAUUAGUUUUCAUGAAUCGUUAAAAUGGCCAAAUGGCAGUUGUAACUCCGAGGAUUCGAAAAGUCCGUCGGCGAAACUCCACGAACGUGGCUUUGGGCAGAGCCUUUACGUCAAAUAUCAACCACUCCUUCUCGUGGAUUCACGCAUGGAUGUGACGGCAAAGGAAGUUGUUAAGCAUUGGUACCACGGGGGAGCGAUGCGUUAUGAUUACUCGCUUCAUCCGGAAGUACUACACACGCAGGGAGCCGCAUUUUCGCAGCUCGUUUGGAGGGACUCUACGGAUCUGGGAAUUGGAAAAGCUCAUUCUUUGCACAACGAAGCAAAGGUAAUUGUUGUCGCCCUUUACACACCUCGUGGAAAUGUGCAAGGUCUAUUUGUGGACAACGUACGACCGUAUGUUAAAACGUGCACAACUCCGAUCGGAUCAGACGUUUCUGAGGACGAGUCAAGUGAGAAGCCUUGUGCCAGCGAAAGAUUUUCCAAGAUUGACGAAAAAAUAGUCUACGCUGACGCAGUUUAUUGACGUGGCCUUUCAUUAAUUCUAGUGCUUUAUCAAGCGUUACCAAGUUAGCGUCACUGUCGAUACCCUUGCCCUUUGGUAAAAUGUCUCACAUUGCAUUAACAGUUUAAUGUAAAAUUGUGUAAACUAGUAUAGCAAAACUAGCUGAACAUUUAUUAAGGAAACUUAUCGAUGCCAUAAAUUAGACGCCGAUGAUAUUGAAUUAAUGUUUAAAAUAGAAAAGUUUGAAUUUAUGCCGCCGUGUAUCGCUUAUGUAAUGCAUAAAUAUGAUACGCCACUGUGACAAAUGGUCGCCGAAAUAGGGAGCUAGCUAGGACGCUCGCAAGCCAAAAAGAAGUGCUAGUGUGUUCAUACAAAUAUGAUACGUGUAAACUGCAUAAACUUCUAAGUAGAUACAUUAUCGUGCGACUUUGUUCACUCCGUUAAGUAGUAGAUCAUGCUUAGAGGUUUUUUCCAUGUCAAUUAAAGCUAUGAAGAACGAACGUAGAUGGGCUUAUCAUAUAUUUGGUAAGUAAUACCUAUAAAACUUGAUCUAGGUCUUCUGUGA
Molecule: messenger RNA, 2031 nt
Organism: Varroa destructor (honeybee mite)
Lineage: Eukaryota; Metazoa; Arthropoda; Arachnida; Mesostigmata; Varroidae
Source: RefSeq, a predicted model, not a curated record